Messenger RNA from Metarhizium acridum CQMa 102, 825 nucleotides. Lineage: Eukaryota; Fungi; Ascomycota; Sordariomycetes; Hypocreales; Clavicipitaceae. The record is from RefSeq and is a predicted model, not a curated record.
AUGGAUAUUUCUCCAUAUGCAGUCAAGGCGGAGAGUAUCGACGCACUCUCAGUCUCGCCAACACUUGUACAAGGCCGGGCCAGCUACACUGUGGCGACCGACGUCGGCCACUCGCCUCCUGGGGUAAUUCAACUCCGUAGCUCAGCUUUGAAUAUCGAAACCGUCAAUCUAGCGCGGCAAACUUAUGGAGAUUUCGUCCCUGGAUGCGAGUUACGUGACAUGUUAGGCCAUGUCUACGUGUACGUCAUGGAUCUUGUCCAAGGCGUUGCUUUUUGUCGAGCCCGACAUCAGCUCCUCGCCCCUGUCAUGAAACACUGUUUGCUUCAGACUACACAGGAUUUUGCAAGCCCUUCCUUUCAACCAAAACUAGAAGAGAUCCGUGAAGGUCAUCCACUGCUCUUUCGACCAGACUACCGCAUGGUGCUCAACCACGACGACCUCCUCGAGAUGAAUAUUCAUGUGGAUGAAAACACCGGCCGCAUCACGGGUAUUGUUGUUGACUGGGAAGAUGCUGUUAUUAGUCCUUUCGCCACGUCCUUGGGUGGUCUCGAAACAAUUCUAGGCAUACAAACAUCAACAAGCUACUACUUCCAUCCUGACCACGAAUUCCUCCGGACGUCGUUUUGGGAAACUCUUUACGAAACAGUUGGUUGCGUUUCAGACGAGGACAGACGAGCGAUUGGAGUUGGGAGACUCUUGGGUCUGUUACGAACUCACGGCUUUGAUCGGCGUCCUGAAAAAGAGAACGCGCAGCCUCUUGUACUUGGCGACCCGGAUCUGGUCUGUCUCGAGGCAAUGUUGUCUAUCCGUUCACAUUGCGAAUAG